Molecule: messenger RNA, 4763 nt
Organism: Thalassophryne amazonica
Lineage: Eukaryota; Metazoa; Chordata; Actinopteri; Batrachoidiformes; Batrachoididae
Product: zinc finger protein 2-like
Exons: 8
Coding region: 1416-3551 (711 amino acids)
Biological process (GO): regulation of transcription by RNA polymerase II
Molecular function (GO): DNA-binding transcription factor activity; RNA polymerase II cis-regulatory region sequence-specific DNA binding
Source: RefSeq, a predicted model, not a curated record
UGUACCUCUUGUUGCUGCAACUUAGAUAUAGGUUAUAUUACUGGUAGAAAAACUUUUUCAGUUGCAGACAAGUAAUUGUGAGAGGAAAGAAACACAAAACUAAGGAAACAUUUUCACAACACUCCUCUAAAUGUGGGGCGAAUGUAAUCGCAAAGUUAUUACAAACAUCCUUAUAAACUUACUUGUAUGCUUUUGUCAGCCGAUCAGUGUAGUGUGACGGCGAUCUACGGGGGCCGGUGAUGAACACAUUUAAGCAGGGUUGUAAGCAGCUCUCAGUUGAAUAGAGUCAGACCUCCAUCUACUGGACAAACUGUGCAAGGACAUUUUACAUUGCUGACACAAACAUUAUUUCAGUGACUGUUCUGUUUGAGAAAUUAUUGGCGUUUUAUCUGCAAAAUUUCAGCCGAUAGUGAGUACUUUGAAACGGGUUUAUAUCGGCCGAUAAUAUCGGCCGGCCAAUAUAUCGGUCGGGCUCUAGUCCAUAGAUCAUGGGUUUGUGCAUCUGAUGAUGUCACUGGUGUCAAUCAUGUCAAAAAAGGUGGACGUGACCCGGACUGUCAGUCUGGAACCUGACCCCCCACUCACUCCAGCCUAUUAUUAUGUUUUUUAAAUGAAUAAAAUGUUCUUUUUUGGACCCUUAACAAAAAAGGUAUGAGCUAAAAGCUGAAGCUUUGUCCUCAUAAACUCUACACAAACUCACUCCAGCCUAUUGCUGGAGUGAGUUUUAAAACUUGAUGUGUCCCUGUAGCUGGACUUAAACACUGCUUUCUUCUCUUGUCGGGAAUGUGCACAAACUUUAAACAAGCACAGUGUUUGUUGGUUUCAAGAAAAAUGUGUUUCUCACAAUGUUUUUCCUCUUUUUUUGGGACUGUGCUAAAUGAUUAAUGGCAUCGUAUAUAUUUAACUUUGAUGUAAAAAGCUUGAAUUGGGCGUCCAGUUCAAGGACACAACGUCCAUGUCAGACGGUCCAAGAGCACAGUAUGGUGGUCCAGGUCCACGUGCCACCACUUCAGGCAAGAGUCAUGCUGUUCCAGUCCGCCUGGGUGGAACUGCGUCCGUCCUGAGCCAGACUCCCCUGUGCUGGGGAGGGUUCCGUCUUCAGGAUAAAGACGGCAGAGUUUAGCAGCAUCUCUGAAGUUAUCAGACAACUUCUACAGAAGGACCAGAACUUCUUGCUCAUGCCCACACAGGGUGGAGGGACGUGGAGGGACGUGGUCAGCAGGUGUCCCAUCAGCACUGGUUUUAUUUUUGUACGCCUGGUCGAUUGGAGGCGGAAGUGCUGGACAGACGUCAACAUCCACCACCACAGAAGAAGAACGGCAUCAUGGCUGCAGGAGCAGCUCUGUCGCUAGAAAUAAUCAUAUUUUAACGUUUUAAACCCUGUUUAAUAACUGAAUUGUUGAGCAAAGUGUUAGAUGUUCGUAGUGGCAGCGAUGGAGCAGCGGGUGGACUCUGUUUUAAAGUUGUUGGUGGACGCGACGGUCUCAGAAAUGUGUAAAGUUUUGAGCGGUUUGGACUCCGGAGCCGCCACCGUGACGUCAGAGGACAAGGUGAUCCAGUUCAGUGUCUUCAUGACAUCUCUGGCCAAAGAUGCUGUGGAGAACAUCUGCCAGCUUUUCCAUGAAUGUUCCUCUUUGCUCCAGCUACAAGUGUCCAAAGGUUUAGUGGAGAUCAAGGACCUGAAGAAGAGACUGGAGUCAGCAGAGACGGAGCUGAAGCUGUUGUUGGAGCGUGGAGGAGAGCAGAAUAAUGUGGCGCAGCUGGCGGAGGAAGCCUUGGACCUGCCGGAGGGAGCCUCGGCCCUGCCGGAGGGAGCCUCGGCCCUGCCGGAGGGAGCCACGGUCCUGCCGGAGGGAGCCUCGGUCCUGCCGGAGGGAGCCUCGGUCCUGCCGGAGGGAGCCUCGGUCCUGCCGGAGGGAGCCUCGGUCCUGCCGGAGGGAGCCUCGGACCGGCCGGAGGGAGCCUCGGACCGGCCGGAGGGAGCCGCGGACCGGCUGGAGGGAGCCGCAGACUGGCCGGAGGAUGUGGUACUUUCAGCCAGUGACAGCGCAGAAGUGGUGGAUGGAAGUGUUGCUGGAGUGGAGGAAUCAUCUAUCGUUCUCCUGUGGAAUGGCACAUCUUUGGAGGCCUGUGUCCAAACUGUGGUAGUAAAGGAAGAAUUUAUGGAUGGAGGUGCUGCAGAGGUCUGCUAUGUUUCUGGUCCAUGCCAAGAGGACGUGCAGCAGGAGGCCACCGCUGAUGCAGAGUAUCAGGUGGUUGUGGUUGAUGACUGUGAUGGUGGUGACGGUGACCCUGGAAAUGCCAGCACUCCUUUACCUGUGGUGAAGGUCCAGUCCCGUGGACGUAGGGCGAGGAAGGAGAGUCAGAAGGAGUCUUUGUGCUGCGAUCACUGCAACACAACCUUCAGCACGGUGAUCCAGCUUCGAGCUCACCAGGCCAUCCACGGACUCAACCCAGGGAAACCGUACCACUGCUCUCAGUGCAGCAAGCGCUUUUCCAUGAAAAGUAGCCUCAACAGCCACAUGCUCCUUCAUACAGGUGAGCAGCCGUACACCUGCAGUGUUUGUGGGAAGGGAUUCACCCUGAAGCAGCACCUGAAGUUCCACAAAUGUCUCCACGCUGAUGUCCGUCCCUUCUGCUGUGAGCAGUGUGGCAAGUGCUUCUACAGGUUGCGCAGCCUGAAGGUCCACCAGAUUGUCCACACGGGCGAGCGGGCCUACAGCUGCCAGUACUGCAACAAGCGCUUCACCGUCCACGGCAACCUGCAGCGCCACCUCCGCAUCCACACGGGCGAGAAGCCUUUCAGCUGUGAGACCUGCGGCAGGAGCUUCAAUCAGACCAACACUCUGAAGGCGCAUCAGCGGGUGCACACCGGGGAGCGGCCCUUCAGGUGUGAGAUCUGCAACAAGGGUUUCAGACAGAAAACCACUUUGAGAACCCACCAGAAGAAAUCCCACCUGUGUCGGAAAUCCCUGGUCUGUGUGGCGUGCAGCGCCGCGGUGGCCUGCGUCGAUUCUCUUCGUGCGCACCUGGAGACGCACGAGGCGAGCCUUCCGUGCACCUGUAUGGUGUGUUUGCAGUGGAUCAGCUCCGUGACGGAGCUGAACUCACAUCAGCAGACCCACACCGUGGAAAAACCCCACAACUGCAGACUGUGUGACAAGAGCUUCAAGUCAGCCAGCUCCCUCUUUCUUCAUGUCAAGGUGCACGGGGAGGAGAAACCCUACAGCUGUGACCUCUGUGGGCGCACCUUCACGCAGCUCGGCAGCCUCAGGUUACACCAGUUGGUCCACACAGGAGAGAAACCAUUCAACUGUGACACGUGUGGGAAAUGUUUCAGGAACAUGGGUAACCUGAAGAGACACCAGCGUAUCCACACGGGGGAGAAACCGUACAGCUGCGACACAUGCGGGCGCAGCUUCAACCAGAGCAACAGCCUGAAAGCUCAUCAGCAGAUCCACACGGGGGAGAAACCGUACGUCUGCGACAAGUGCGGCAAGAACUUCCGCUACCUGAGAAAUCUGAAGGACCACAAGUGUCGCCCCGUCUGAGCCUCAGGCGGGUCCAGCGGCUCGUUAUUUGCUUCGCUGGGAUCCUGGCACGGAAACCAGCUCGUCUUACUUCAGGUAGUGAAGACGCGUCUCCAUCCCAGUUGCAGACAUUUGUUGGAUUUGCAGUUCUGACAGAUUCACAUGAACACAUUGUCUGAGGUUUACUUGAAUACGUUUGUCAUGUGGGGUUUUUUAUUUUGUGAAAACUGGUUUCUUUGUUCAAAAACCUGAAUUGGAGGUCGGUCCACAUGGCUUUUCCAGGGCUGUUCCAGAUUAUGACUAAAGCAGAAAACAGAUAACUGAUGUUUGCUUGCAAUUUAAAAAAUGAAAAAUGUGUCAAAAAGUUGUCAGAUUUUUUUUUUUUUUUUUUUUUUUUUAGUUUCUGAAUUGUUUUUCAGAUGAUUUUCACAGAACAUUGGUUUUCUCUGUUAUGCACAAGUUGUCAUUACUUUUUGGCACUUGGUUUCUGUCUGAUAACUGCGAGACAAACAGGCAUAAAAUUGGAACUUCCAUCCCAUUUUUGUGGUGUAGGUAAAUCCAUAACGGAUACAUGAGAGUGAUUGGGGCAUGUUUGAUUACGAUAUAAUGUCAUUAAAUUGGGUUUUCAAUGUUAAAUUUAAAUUGCCACAAAAUCUGUAAUCUGGAUCAAAUCUGUUUCACGUUUUGUCAGUCAGUAAAGGAUAUCAUCCUACAAUAACACUCCCAAAUAUGAAAUAAAUUAGAUGUUUUUUGACAGAGUUGAUGAAUUUUUGAACAUUUGUUAAAUGUUAAAGAUACUUCAUGAUUUUUCCUGACUUUGACCUUUGACUUAUGACCUUGAAAAUUUAAUCAGUUCUCACCUAUCAGGAUAUGAAUCUUCAGUAAAAAUUUCAUAACGACAUUUGAAUUAUUGCAGGCUCCUGCCUGUUAACAUUCAGAUGAACAAACAAACGGGCAACAACAUAACUUCCUCCAGCUUUGUUGGUGAGGUAAUAAUACACUUUCUUCAAAAUGCCUUACAGUGUACGUUUUAUUCACAGAACGUUUCAACAUGACGUCACACAAAAAAGUGCAGGUCGUGUUGUGGGCGGGACAUCAGUAUAGACCAAAAACUUUAGAAUCAGAUUUCAUAAGGGUGGUACGUGUCCACGGCCCCUCAGUGCCUGAAGUAAUGGGCCAUUUUCAAACAUCAGUGGGCAUAUGCCAAGUAUAAUAUGUAAAUGAAUGAAGAUU